Molecule: messenger RNA, 312 nt
Organism: Caenorhabditis briggsae
Lineage: Eukaryota; Metazoa; Nematoda; Chromadorea; Rhabditida; Rhabditidae
Exons: 3
Coding region: 1-312 (103 amino acids)
Source: RefSeq, a predicted model, not a curated record
AUGGCUGAAAAACGUGUGGAUAGUGUGGUGGUAAGCUGGCAAAGCAACUCCGCCGUCGAAGGAGCCGGACUCUUCUAUGCGGUCCGUUUCGAGCCAAUCCCAUCGAAGACGUGUUUCGAUGUCUCUUUGAAGACGUACUCAUCGAGGCAUGCCACGUGGUUUCGCGUCGAGACCUCUUGUCACGUCUUCCGAUUCUGCCUAGUCUUCGUCCGCCGUUUCAGAAGAAUCGAGGAUCCAGAGAAUCGAGAUCACCAAAGAAAUCUGCUGAAAAAUCGAAUUGAACUUUUCUUUUUGAAUAGAAUGAAGAUUUGA